This is a messenger RNA of Harmonia axyridis, 1017 nucleotides long. RefSeq lists its product as uncharacterized. Bases 214 to 576 code for a protein of 120 amino acids. Lineage: Eukaryota; Metazoa; Arthropoda; Insecta; Coleoptera; Coccinellidae. The record is from RefSeq and is a predicted model, not a curated record. The transcript is spliced from 4 exons.
AAAUAUCGAUAUUUCGAUAUAUCGAUAUUUACUGCCCAUCCCUAAUUCGUGGAGAGCGUUGUGGGUAUAUCGAAAUUAAGGAUUUAUUUGUCUAUGGGGUAUAUUAUCUUUUUAGUUGGGGAAAACAGACAAGCUUUAUGCUAUCGUGCACAGUAGAGAUAAUACAAAACAAACACAAACAAAUUGAGAAUUUACGAAGUGUUGAAGUCAGAAAUGGAAACAUACUCAAAAAUUUUCCCUGAUGAAAAUAAUCAUCUCAGAGUAAAGAUGGAAAUGGGAGAAGCUGAUGAUAGCUAUGAAAAAGGAAACUCAUUUGACUUGGAUUUUCAGUACACGAUUGAGGAUAAAAAGAAUGAAAUCAUGGAUAUUGUUCAGCAUUACACUGAUGAGAAUGGAAUGAGAUCGUCUCUUGAAUAUGAAAGAGGACAAUUUACUUUCAACCUGAAAAGCAAUGUCGGUGGGCAUAUAGAUGCCGUCCAUUUGAAUAAAAAUGACCACCAAAGCAAUGGUGAGAUAGCUGGCAAUCUACGUCACAGGAAACAUAGACCAGAGAAAGCAGGCCAACCAAAGUUUUGAAGAAAGGAGCCAUACAAUUAUGGUAUUGGGAAAUGUGUUACUAAAAUAAUAAUAAUAAUGAAUACUAUACAGCAAAUUCCUACCCUUUAUAGAUCCGGAGUUACGAAUUUUUGACUAUGUUAUUCAAGUUUUGAAGCCCUGAUUCAAUUCUCUCUGUCAGAUAUUAAUCAUAAUUUUUUUAUGUUCAUAUUUAUUAUAUGUUUUUUUUUUCCAUAUGUACUUACAUAUUUGAUGAUUGAAGAUAAUAUAAUUGUUAUAUAUUUAUAUUUAUGUACAGUUGACAACUCUACAACGAGUAUGCCAUCUGUGAUAAAAGACAUAGAAUCAGUAUUAAUAAUCUAGAAGGUCUAUGUGUAAGUACUCGUUGUCAAGACUACUAAAAUAGAUGUUUUUUAGAAGUCAAUAGUUUGUACAUAUUUCAAUAUAUAACAUAAAAAGUUA